Messenger RNA from Mya arenaria, 2432 nucleotides. Its product is annotated as zinc finger protein 813-like. Gene Ontology annotation, biological process: regulation of transcription by RNA polymerase II. The record is from RefSeq and is a predicted model, not a curated record. The coding region runs from base 474 to 1949 and encodes 491 amino acids. Lineage: Eukaryota; Metazoa; Mollusca; Bivalvia; Myida; Myidae. Gene Ontology annotation, cellular component: nucleus. The transcript is spliced from 2 exons. Gene Ontology annotation, molecular function: RNA polymerase II transcription regulatory region sequence-specific DNA binding; DNA-binding transcription factor activity, RNA polymerase II-specific.
UUUCACAAUUACAAUUUGACUUCAAUGUAAAGGGCUAUUUUUAUUGUUUAUAUUUCAAAAUAAUAAUAAACAUUCUAUAAGGCAGGGGUGUAGAAAUUAAUUUAGGUAGGAAAAAGUAGGGGGGAGGUGGGUCUGGGUGUCCUCUCCCAGUUCUGGUCGAGGAGGCGACGCCCCUUGUGGGAUGAUUUAAAGCCUUUUUAAUCAAAUUUUCUAGUCUUCUGGUGCAUGUAUAUUAUGUAACAGGGAACCUUAACAUAAAUGUACUUGGAAUAUAUUCUGAAUUUGAGUAAUGCCUAGUCUAAAAUAAUAGACGUGUUAUACGGGAUUCUUCCAAUCCCUAACGUCUAAACGGGAAUGUGCAAAAAACAGGCGUGUUUUAAAAAUAUUGAAAUUGUUUUAAGUGAAGUAUUUUAUGGUUGAAAUUGAUCAUAAAGAGUUAUAUUCAUAUUUUACCAUAGUGUGAACAAAUUGGGAUGGAUGACAUCGAUCAAGCAGCAAACCCUGACACAGAAAGUAACUCAGCAAUUACAGAUGGAGACCAAAACAGUUCCAGCACAGUAGCAAGAAGUAGAAAUGGAUACUUCACUGAAAUGAAAAAUACAUCACAAAUGUUUGACGUUGUCAUCAGAGCUCAGCCUAACACUAUCACAGAUGUGAGUAAGGCAUCACCAUCUGACGAAAACAUUUCCCCUGGCCAAGUUAUGGCAGUGAAAGCAGAUGGAACUGAAUAUGAACAUCAAGCAGAUGACAAAUAUUGUCAAACUGAAACUGAAAUUGAAGAUGGUUAUCCUUACUCCCCAUCAACAGAAGCGGAUGCUGACUUUGAAGAUGAUUUAACUGAUGAAGACAUGAUUGAAACUUACUAUUGUGAUGCUCAGAAUGAGGAAAGAGAAGAUGUUCAGGGUCUCCCCCCAAAUAAGAAAAAAAAAGAACAAGCAACUAAACAUGAAAAUAAUCACCAGUUAUCAGGCAAAAAAGGAACUGCUACAGGAAGGAGAAAACGUGAAAAAUGUGACAUAUGUAACAAGGUGUUCUUAAAAUCAUCUCUUUCUGGACACAAGUCUUUUGCUCACAAUGUAUAUGAAACUCCCCAGAAGUGUAAAGUAUGUGGAAUCACUAAGUAUUCAAUAACUCAAUUAAAACGACAUGAAAGACAGCAUUUUACCUACAGUAUGAAAUGUGAUGAAUGUGAAUAUGAAACAAGAUACCCGUCUACAUUUAAAAGGCAUCAAGAAAUGCAUAGAUAUCAGCGCGGAGAAAUUGAUAAGAAAUUUGAGUGUGAUAUAUGUGGAAACAGAUUUAUAAGUCUCCAGAAUCUUAAAACACAUUCAGUAACUCACCAGGAACUAAAACCAUAUUUGUGCUCUCUUUGUGGUGAACAGUUUGCCCAGAAAAAUAACUGCAAACUCCACUGUAUGAAACAUUGCACUGUUUUACCAGGCAACAGUGAUGGGAACAGUUUGGGAGAUACAACUACUGUUUUAACUACAACCAGUGAAACGGCAAGUGGUCAGGCUGAACAAAACACUGAACAAAAGCUUGAUAAAGCCAAGAAGAGGUUUUCCUGUGAAGAUUGUCAAAAGACCUUUUCUUUUAAACAUGACCUGAAGCGGCACAUGAAGAAUGUCCAUCAAGGUCUCAAACAGUUUUCCUGCAGUGAUUGUAAAAAGAACUUUGCAGAUAUAUCAGCUCUUAAACUACACUUGGCAAGCUUUCAUAGCAGACUAAGGAACUUCCCAUGCACAAAAUGUCCUAAAAGGUACAAUAACAAGUAUCGCUUACAGCGCCAUCUGUCGGGGGUUCACGGGGAGCAGGUGGGACUUGACGAGCUUGAGAAAAUGUACGGUGGCAAAUCUUCCCUCAACAAAACUUUACUCAAGAGCUAUACUAUGUAUCCCAUGCCUUCUCAAUAUAAAAUGGUGCUUGUUAAAGCACAAACAUCAGAAUGAAAUAGUAACAGUUAUUUUAUGAAAUAGUAAGUUAUUUUGAUAAAUCUUCACUGUUUGAAAACUUGUCAAAAUUGCAAAGACUUGUAUUUGCAUUCUGUAGAAAAGUGAUAAAUAUAUAGACGAUAAUUGUUUGUUUCAGUGUAAGUGUAAGAUCGUAAUAUAUUUCACCGAGUUAGAACCAAAAGCUUUAUUUCACGAGUGAAGUAUUUACCUCUGGUGCUCACGAGGUGAAAUAUAUUACAAUCUUACACUGAAACAAUUUAUUUUUUUAUUUUAUGCCUUAAAAGGAUAUAAAAUUUUCAGAAAACCAUGCCAAAUUGAUUGCAAACGUCAUUUCUGUUGAUAUGUAUAUAAUUUAAAUAGUUUUAUUAUGAAUGUUAAAUCUAAUUGUAUAAAUCAUUUAUUCAUAUAUAUGGUGAUAUAUUUAUGUAUUGAUUGAAAAGAAAUCAACCAUGAAUUUUCGUCUGGGAGUAAUAAAACUGA